AUGGGGCUGCCCGUUGAUGAAGAGAGCAUCAAGGUUCGACGUCGACGGUUUCUGCAUCUUCUGUCAAGUGCUUCGGCCAAGUUCGACCAGGCAGCCACUGAGUCCACCAAGCAGUUUGCUGAAGGAGAAGACAAGAGCACUCUUUCUGAGGAGGAGUUCGCGCGCUGGUUCCGGGAACUCUUGAAGGAGAGCAUCGGCAAACACGUGGAGAAGCAGGUCCCAUUGCCAAAGAUGGAGAUGCUCACCGUGAAGGUGAAGUCCCUGGGCGGCACGGAGAAGGAGGUCGAGGUCCCAGCCGACUGCACCGUGUCGAUGCUGGCAGAAGCUGCAGCCGCGGAGCUGGAUCUGCCCUAUGCGCAAACGAAGAUCUCCGUCAACGGAGAGGUGGUGCCGGACUCCGCAUUGCUCUCCAGCUUAGAGCUGGGUUCGGACCCCGAAGUGACCGCGGUGGUCAUGGACACCAUCAAGGUCCGACGACAUGUGUACAACAUGCGUGGAGGUGGUCCAGAGAGACGCGGCUACGCACUGCUUGCCACAGAUGAGGUUGAGUUACCCCCAAGAGCAAAGCUAGCGGAUCACUUGGACAAGCUGGUCCCACAGGAAGGAUAUUCGCACAGACGGCCAGAGGAGUUCGACUUGAAGGCUUUUCAAGCCACUCCCAGUUCGCAAGUGCCCAAGAAAUGGCAAGGCGGAAUGAACGAGGUGGAUGUGGAUCUCGACGCCACUGCUGAACAAGUCUUCGGGGUUGACGGACACGUCGAGCUUUCGGUGCUGGUGCCCAUGCGAGGGCUUGACUAG
Messenger RNA from Symbiodinium natans, 798 nucleotides. Lineage: Eukaryota; Dinophyceae; Suessiales; Symbiodiniaceae. The record is from the annotation of a GenBank genome assembly.